CAACCAGGGGUUCUCCAGAGAGAGAGAUCAUCAGUCUGGUCCUAAGGAAAGACCCUAAACUGGGCUUUGGGUUUGUGAUAGUGGGGGAGAACAACACAGGGAAACUGGACCUGGGAAUCUUCAUAGCCUCCAUCGUCCCUGACGGACCAGCAGACAGAGACGGCAGAAUCAGACCAGGUGGUCGUCUGAUUUCUCUAAAUACGAUCAGUCUGGAGGGCGUGACGUUCACUGACGCAGCAGUCAUCCUCCAGAACAGCCCUGAUGAGGUSGAGCUCAUCGUCUCCCAACCCAAGUAUUCUCUGAGAGACAGUAAGACUUCUUUGGCAACCAGUACCCUGAGUCUGAUGUUGGACAGGGGCAUUGGGUGCCAGACCAGCCUGAGUGGAACAGAAUUCCAACCAGCCAUGGAGGAGCUGGAGGAAGCACUGGCUCUGUCCAACUUGGCCACACCUAAACAWGGCAAGAGACUCCACAUCCCUGUGGUCCGGAUCCUGGAUGCUCAGGAGGUGUGUUCCAGGUCUCCCUCUAUCUGCAGUCUGACAGCCAGGAAACAGCUUGUGGUGGAGCUGCAUAAGGCCAAUGGCAGCCUGGGCAUAAGUGUAGCUGGUGGAAUGAACAGCUGUGUUCGGUACGAGGGGAUAUACAUCAAGAGUCUGGUGCCAGGGGCCGCUGCUGAGCAGGAUGGGCGCAUUCAGAUAGGUGACCGACUGCUGGAAGUUGAUGGGUCCAACCUACGAGGUGUAACACACAAACAGGCCGUGGAGUGCCUGAAGAAGACUGGAGAGGUGGUGAGUCUGCUUUUAGAGAGGGAGCCCCAGGUGGUGUUGGAGGCGGGAGCGAAUCGCCCCCGCUCAGCUUCACAGAGCCAAUCAGGAAGUCUCAGGAGAGACAGCUCCAUGGAGAUGACCUUGAGUGACAAGACCAAGGACUACAGCUUUGUCACUGAUGACAACACUCUGAAGGUGCUGUUGAAGAAGAGCCUGUGCGGUUUGGGCUUCAGCUUCUACAUCAGUGAGCUGAACAGUGGRUGUGACCAGGGCAGCAGUGUGGUGCGGAUCAAAACCCUUUUCCAGGGUCAACCAGCCCAGGAGUCAGGACAGAUCAGAGAAGGAGACGUCAUAUUGGCUGUUAAUGGACAAUGGGUUAAAGGCCUCAGCUACCAGAGGGUGUUGUUCCUGCUCCGUGGGCCUCCGUCUGAGGUCCACCUGACUCUCUGCAGACCUGCUCUUGGAGUACUGUCUCAACUGGAUGCUGACACACUGGUUCCUUUCUUGUUUCCAACCCGUGGGGUGAGGUCCAAGUCUCUAGACAUCAGGCUAGAGGAAGAUUAUAGCCAGCUGCUCAAGCUACAGGCAUACCAGAACCAUCACUACAACCAAGAAAACCAGGCCCAGAAGGAGCCAAUGCAGACAUCACAAGCCCAGGACCAGGCUUCCAUGCAGGCCAGCCAAACAGACAAAUACCCUGAGCCCUCUGGAGGUCCGAAGACUCAACAGAGUCGGGAUAGUCAAGACCGUGAGAUGGACGCAGCCGAGAACCAGCCCUCCUCACCCUCUCCCACCCCUCCCUCACCCCCUUCCCCCAUCUCCCUCGCCAGCAGAAGUGACGCAGGAGACAGUGAAGAGUUGUCGGUUGUGGACGAGGACGAGGAAGUUUCCGAAGAAAUGAGCUCGGCAUCUGUCGGGGCCAAGACCAGUACUAGUCCCGUGUACACCAGUGGCAUCAGAGAAGAGGCGGACGGCAGUUUAACAUACUGCCUUAUGGGUGAUGGAAUAACCAUUCUGGCUGAUAAAGAAUACUUGACCAUCAGUUCGACUUCGGACAGUCCCUCUAGCCUCACCURAAACACCUCAUGUACCCCCAGUGUGGCUCCACACACUACCUCUCAUACCCCCAGGACCAGAUCCACCCCCCCUACUAGGGUCCGAUCCACCACCCCCAAAAGUACUUCCAUCCCCCACAGCUUGUUCUCGCAAACCACAAGCUCAACAAACCCCAAUUUGUCAUCGCAAACCACCUCUGUCCAGCAGACACCAUCUCAGCCCUCCUCUAGGCCUACAUCCAGCCUUUCCUCUAGGAUGUCUGACCUCAACAUCAGCCACUCGGUGCAUCCUCUUCAGCCCCAGCAUGCUACACCUCCUGUUCUCAGCCUCUCUUCCCAUACCUCCAACCCCAAAUCCAGGACCUCUGAUCGCAAACAAAGCAUCACCUCCGAUCGUAAACACAGCAUCACCUCCGAUCGUAAACACAGCAUCCCCUCCGAUCGUAAAUACAGCAUCACCUCCGAUCGUAAACACAGCAUCACAUUCAAGACUACCAAUGCCUCCAACAUCACUCGUUCAGUCAUCCAAUACAAUCCCCAGCCCCCUGACACAUUGCCCCCCUCGCAACCCCCCGCACGCCACCCCUCUCCCCAGCCUCCCUUGUCCUCACUCUCUCCCCCCAUUCAGGCUGCACCUCUCCCACAUACACACCCUACCUGGAGACAGGAGACAGAAGGGGAGGAGGACGAAGAUGAGGAUGAGAAUGAMGAGGAUCCCAGAAAAGGCAUGAUGAAGGAAUUUGAGAUGUGUGUGGUUCUGACCAAGUCGUGGAGCGGUAGUUUUGGGUUCACCAUCACACGCAGCAAACUGGAUGCCUGCUACUACAUUCAGGACAUACUGGACAACCCUGCUAAGACUGACGGACGGCUCAGACCAGGGGACAGACUAGUCACGGUCAACGGCCAGGAUAUGACGAAUGUGACAGAUGAGGUUGCCAUGUCGAUCCUGAGGUCGUCUCCUAGGAGACUGAGUUUGAUCCUGGGGAGGGCGGUGACCAACCUGAUAGCUCCACCUUUUCCAGACCACCUGCAAGACAUCAUCCUGCACAAGACACCAACUGGACAGCUUGGUAUCAAGCUGACGGGUGGUAUAGGCAGCAAAUGGCAGGGGAUCUACUGUCUGGAGGUGGUUCCUGGUUCACCUGCCUGUGAGGAGGGCAGRGUCCAACCAAACGACAGGAUCCUGUACAUCUGUGGCCGAUGCACCAUGGGAAUGACUCUGGAGGACGCUGUCAAGGCCUGCGAGAACGCUCCGCGCAGAGUGAAACUCAAGGCCACCAGAGAUGACCAGCCUGUGACUCCCAAAGCCAAGAGUAAUGCUAAAGCCAUGCCCGAGGCCACUGGGAAAUUCAGACCACUUCUCUCUGUCACCUCCGAUCAAGACAGCUGUAUCUUGCAAAUAUAUGUGUGUAAGCCAGAGAGAGGGGGUCUGGGCUUUGCUCUGAUUGGUGGAUGCAACGGAAGCACGCUCAGAGUGAAGGAGAUCUGCGCUGGAGGCGUGGCGCAGCAGGAUGGACAGCUCAGAGUGGGAGACAUACUGCUUGAGGUGAAUGGUAUAAUAGUAUCAGGUCUGAGCCACUGUAAGGUGGUGGAUAUCCUCCGUCAGGCUGAGGGAAACAUCCAACUCACAAUCUGUAGAGACAUACCACGGGCCAACACAGCACCCUGCACUGAUGCAUUCUUCUCUAUGGGCUUCCCUGGAGACAGCAUGGCCGUCUGUCCUGGAUCCAAUAUGGCCUCCUGUCCUGGAUCAGCAUCCAAUAUGACUUCCUGUCCUGGAUCAGCAUCCAAUAUGGCUUCCUGUCCUGGAUCAAAUAUGGCCUCUUAUCCUGGAUCAAAUAUGUCCUCUUAUCCUGGAUCAAACAUGGCCUCCUGCCCUGAAGUCAACAUGGCUACCAGCAACGGAUCCAACAUGGCAUCCUGCACUGGAUCAAAUGUGUCAGUCUUCAUCGAAGCCAAACCAUAUUCCAACCCUUCUGCAUGUUCCUCACCUGAUGUCCAGCAGGAGGACCUUCCCCCUGAGGGGACUUCAGAUCCAGUACCUGAUGUAGAGGAGGACAUUACCCCCCGUUUACCCCCCGACCCCUCCUAUCACCCCUCACUCCGCCUGCGGGCCCUCACAGAAGAGGACAUGGCUGGACAGGAGAGCUGUAACAGUAAACCCUCUCAUCCGGCUUGCUGCCUGUCCAGCAAGAGUAUGACUAACUUGCUCCAUGAAGCCUCGAACAGGAACCAAAUCCCUGUGAUGCCAUUGGACAAAACCAUGAUGGGCAGCAAGAACAGCCAAUCAGACGGCUGGAGCAGRGAGGAUGAGGAUGAUGAGACAUUUGAAGCUAAAGGUCAGGAGACCAUGUCACCCUUCCCAGGUCCACCUAUAGUAUCAGAAGAAGAGUUGGCCAGCCUAGCCAUGAUCAGUCCAGCUAAGACCAGUCAAUACGCUGGGUCCAGAGUGAAAGCCCUCAUACAGAUACUACAACAUCAACUAGACCAGCAAGAACUGGUCCGAGAGUUCAUGGCUUUGGAGCAUCUAAAGCCGUCUGAUAACUGUCUAGUGGGGAAAGCUCCGGAGAACCGGGAGAAGAACCGCUACCGGGACAUCCUGCCCUAUGAUAAGACGCGUGUUCCAGUGGGUGAUAACCAGGACUAUAUUAAUGCCAGUUAUAUCCAUAUGGAGGUUGGCAGUGAGGAGUUCAUCUAUAUCUCCUGCCAGGGUCCUCUGCCCUCCACCGUGCCCGASUUCUGGCAGAUGGUCUGGGAGAACAGGUCUGAUGUGAUAGCCAUGAUGACCCAGGAGGUGGAGCGAGGCCGGGUGAAGUGUCACCGCUACUGGCCAGAGAGGGUGAGCUGCCCCCUAGACACGGGGCGCUUCCAGCUCAGCCUGGAGAACCAGCAGAUCAAGGAAUACUUCCACAUCAAGAUCAUCCGCAUGGUGGAGAAAGAGUCUGGUGAGACCCACUUUGUCCGUCACCUGAAGUUUAUGCGUUGGCCUGACCACGGUGUGCCGCGGUGUUCAGAGCAGCUGGUCAGAUUUAUCCGCUACCUCCGAGCAGUCCACCAUAAAGGACCUGUCACUGUACACUGUAGUGCUGGGAUAGGACGAACAGGAGUACUGAUCUGCACCGAUGUCAUCCUGAGUCUCAUAGAGAACGAUCUCCCGAUCAACGUCAGUAACAUUGUGAGGGAGAUGAGACUGCAGCGAUAUGGCAUGAUUCAGACUAAGGAGCAGUACCUGUUCUGCUACAAGGUAUGGUUGGAGGUUCUACAUCGCAUCCUGCAGCUGCAUGGUAAGCAUUGGCAACCAGAGAGCCCCCGCGAACUUAAUGCGAGCCCUCGCACACACAGUAACCGAUGGCAACCGGAGAGCCCCCAUGAAGAUAAUCAAUUUGUUUGACCAGGUUUCUUGCCCCCGCCCGCUAGUUGAUUUUGUUAUGAACACUGUAUAUGUAUGUGUUUUAGCCAAUUCCUCUGUUCGUUUGAUGUCAUGCCAAAACAUGACUAUUCAGAGUUGGCUAAAKCACAUAUAGAUGGGACGACCAGGCCACAGUAUGUUUCUGCAUGGUUUUGAUAUUUGGGUUCUGAAUUUAUUGAUGGAGGUAGACAUUUUUACUGUUGGUUCUUUUGUGUUUUUUUCCCGAGAUGGCAGUGACUGAUUAAACACUUAAUUGAAAGGAGAGAUACUGUGAUUGCAGUAUUGGUUUGAGUUAGAUCAAUUAUUUGACAGCCUUUAGGGGUUUAGUGACUUUGUCUUCUGUGUUAAGUUAGGAGUGUUUUGGUUGUGUGACUUUUAAAGGGUGUUACUAUUUAAAUUGUUCUAUUUAAUCAUUCCACGUUUUAUUUMAAAGUUAAUGUGUAUAUUUUGCAUAUGAUCAAAUAUAACCUAAAUACAUUUAAUUGCACCACAGCACAUCACUAAUCAACGAUGUCACUGCUCAUUGCAAUGCACAGGGUGAGGUGUAUUAUACCAAAAUGUAUAUUAGAAUAUCUUUAAAUAUGUAGCUAAUAUAUAGAGUUAAUGAAAUAUUGUGUUUAAAUAUUGUGAAAUAAGUGCAUGUAAAUCUUGUAUGAGUUUUGUCAAUGACUGAAACCAGAAGUGAAUAGAAUCAAGUGCCUUGGAAAGACUUUGUUUCACCUUCGGAAACCUGAAAACCAGGUUUGAUUGAACAGGACCCUGAGAACACGUGCUCUGUGUGAUUCUGUAAGGAAUCUUUCACCGUUUGUUGUUCAUGUUGUGUUGUCCCACAGCUCGGAUUCACUGUAUGUGAAUUAGUGGUGAAACUAUCUUCAUUUUGCAGUCUGUCUACAACCACUGAACAAGUGCUUAGGUGUUUGAAAUGUAAUGGCAGUCAAAUGCACAAAAAAUGUAUUGUAUUUCUGAAAGCAUUUCUCAUCAUUGUACAGUAACAUCACUAUUGUAGCUGCAGUUUCAGUAGCAUGAUAAUAUACCUCACUGUAACAUACACUACCAGUACAGUGUAACCUUGGUCUGGUCACUAUGUAUUACCUCUGACUGUCAUAUAAACGCUGUUCUCAAAUACG
This is a messenger RNA of Salvelinus sp. IW2-2015, 6358 nucleotides long. RefSeq names its product tyrosine-protein phosphatase non-receptor type 20-like. The record is from RefSeq and is a predicted model, not a curated record. Lineage: Eukaryota; Metazoa; Chordata; Actinopteri; Salmoniformes; Salmonidae. Gene Ontology annotation, biological process: protein dephosphorylation. Gene Ontology annotation, molecular function: protein tyrosine phosphatase activity; protein binding.